AUGUUCCGCUUGUUCGUGGAUCUUAACCAAUGCCGUCACAUCUAUUUUGCAGGUUGCCACGACACCGGCUUCGGCUCUUUGCUGACUCCUUACCGGGGCAGUGACAGAAUUACCCUUAUCAAGGCGGCCUCGUUCCACCGAGAGUUUGAGGACCUAAACCUACCAAUCAGAGAAUUACCCUCUGUAUUCAUGUCUACUCCCCUCGCUGUCACAAAGCCAGCUGCACCAGUUCAGGCGAUCAAUACCAAGGGAAUUUGCAAAUUUGGCGUCGGUUGCAACAAGCAACACGUAUUGCCAAAUCAACAAUUGGCUAAAUCAGCAGAUUCGGAGUCGCCAUCCCCUAAACAAUUGUGGUCCUCUCCGACCGUUGUGGGUCGUUCGCUGGAAUAUCUCACCACCAUGCUGCCUCCGCAUAGCCUGAAAUGCGAGGAGUUUAUCCCCAUCAAUAAGGAUGGUGACCGUCUCGAUACUUAUUGCCCUCACCCAGCUGCCGAGGCCUUUGACGAAUAUCACCGCCGAGCAAAGGAACACAGAGUGUGCAAUAGCUAUCACCUCUCUGGCGAGUGCGGUGAUAUGGGCUGUCAGUAUGACCACAGUGAUGUCUCCAAUACCAUCAUCGAAGUACUCAGAUACAUUCUCCUCCAACACCCUUGCUCACGGGCUGGAGCUUGUCGAUCCAUUAAGUGCUACUUGGGUCACAUUUGCCAAAAGCCUAACUGCAAGGCUGUCAAAAGCUGGCAAUGCCGUUUUAACCACCGCACACACACGCUUGACCUCCAAGUCUCUCAGUGGGUUGCGCCUGUCGACCAAGUCGAUGCUGACGAAGACCAUGACGCCAGUUCAUCUAUCAGUGGCGAGUCUUUCCAGAGCCAAUCGCCGAGCAAUCUAACCUACAUCAUAGCUUAA
Penicillium verhagenii is the source of this 906-nucleotide messenger RNA. RefSeq lists its product as uncharacterized. NCBI's taxonomy places the organism in Eukaryota, Fungi, Ascomycota, Eurotiomycetes, Eurotiales, Aspergillaceae. The transcript has 2 exons. Bases 1 to 906 code for a protein of 301 amino acids. The record is from RefSeq and is a predicted model, not a curated record.